AUGUGCUGUAAUCUACUCCCAUUGCAGAAGUUCAAGUUCUGCUCGGACGGCGACUGCCCGCUGUGGGCGCUGGCCGCGCUGCACGCCGCCAGCGCGCUGCCGGCGGCGCUAUUCCACGCGCUGCUGGCUGCCGCCAUGGAGGGACAGAAUGAUGAUGCCAUUAUGGAGAUCCUGAAAGACACCAGCUUAUCGUCCCGCGACGAAUCAGCGCGAGCAGCCGCGGUCCUUCGGUGGACCGUCCAGCAAGCCUGGUCCUCCUCCUGCCGGGGGGCCCAAGCGACCAAGGAUCUGCUGGUGCUGGGUGUCCCCCGCGCCCACGCCACGGCUCUGGGUGAGGCGGUGGAUAGCGGCCGCGCGGAGUAUGAGAGGAAGUGUGCGGAGGAUGGGUUUAUGGUAAAUCGAGUGACCGACGUAACCGCCACACCCGGCCCUGAGGGUUCAGCCGACACCAUCAAGCUGACUCUCUUCACAGACGAUGUGUUCACCGGGGAGCAGGCUAAGAACGAACUGCUCAUAGACAGAUCUCAGGCCAAGGUGCUGCUGGCAGAGUUGAAGACCGCGCACAAGAAAAUGGAGGAGUUGGAAGAGUGA
This is a messenger RNA of Plutella xylostella (diamondback moth), 591 nucleotides long. It is a transcript of the gene COMMD4, whose product is annotated as COMM domain containing 4. The record is from RefSeq and is a predicted model, not a curated record. NCBI's taxonomy places the organism in Eukaryota, Metazoa, Arthropoda, Insecta, Lepidoptera, Plutellidae.